GCACGAAAAUCGGGCAAACGAGGCCGAGGAACAGGUGCCAUGAACGAAGCGGCCGGCGUCAACGGACUCAACGGCAUGAACGACGCUGCUGGCGUGAUCGAGCUAUGGGGCGUCCCGCCGCCGCUACUAGACCUCACGGCUGAUGAAAUCGCAUUAUAUCGGCGGUAUUGUCUGCCGAGAGGUGAGGGCAGCUUCGUAAGCAAGCUGCUUGUACGAACCGAAAAGGGAAUCCCCGAGAGCGACGUUGACCUUGACGUCCGCGCACCCAAAUGGCGACCGACGGAGACGCUGCCUUUCCGAAAGAACGUCUACCGAGAACACUUCGCGACAGCCCGGCGUUCCUCCGUGGACGUGGACGCGUACAGAAAAACAAAGGACAUCGCUGUCGAGGGGCGCGCCGUGCCGAAGCCCGUUCUACGCCUUUACGAAGCCAACUUUCCAGACGGCGUGCUGGAAGGCAUCGAGGCGGGGAAGUACGGUCUGCCAACCGACAUUCAGGCCCAGUGCUGGCCCAUUGCUCUCAAGGGCAGGGACCUUAUGGCCACGGUACGCGGCGGAGCUAGAGACACGACACUGGCCUACCUGCUUCCAGCCAUCGUGCACGUCAUGCACCAGCUACCUCUCCAUCCUGGCGACGGCCCCAUCGUGCUCGUGCUAGCAGCGACGCCGGAGCUGGCGCGACAGACCCACGAGCUGAACUGCCACUUUGAGAAAUACACGGCAGUUAGCAGCGUGUGCCUGUCUUGCGGGGACUGGAAGCUACGGCAACUGAAAGCCCUGAAGAGAGGUCCAUGUGAGGUUUGCGUGGCGUCACCUGGCCGUCUGUUGUCCUUCCUGAAAGAAGGCAAGGUGAAUCUUCGUCGCUGCUCGUACCUGGUGAUGGACCGAGUGGACCUCAUGCUGAUUAUGGGCUUAGAAAAACCAAUUCGCGCCAUCAACGCCCUAGUUCACCCAGUCUGUCAGAAGAUAAUGUUGGUUGCUUCACCAAAUUGGGCCGUUUCCCAUCUUGCCGAUGAAUUGAUGCACGACUACAUUCAGGUGAGCUUCGGGUUACAGACGGCGCAUCAAAGCGGACAGAUUGAGCAUAUUGUUGUCAUCUGUGGUGAAGCUGAGAAGGACGACAAAUUAAUUGCCAUCUUUGAGGACAUUCUCAUCAAGAAGUGCGACAAGGUGAUCGUUUUCGCAGGAACGAGGCACAGCCUGAAUGUACUGGUGUUAAAACUGCGAAUGCUGGAUUGGCCAGUUGUCGCCAUUCACGGCGGUAUGACGGAAGGAAUCCGCGACCGCGAACUCAACGCAUUUCGAAAAGGCUUGGCGACCAUAUUAGUCGCAACGGACGCGGUCACGCGUCAGCUGGACGAUGGCGACGUGCGUUUCGUGAUCAACUACGACUACCCACUGUGUCUGGAGGACUACCACAAACGGGUGGAGCACGCCGCCCGCUGCGCUGGUCAGGGCACGGCGUACACAUUUAUCAGCCCCAACGACAGACGGCGUGCAAAAGAGCUCAUCGCGAUUCUUCGAGCUAACAAACAGACGGUGAACCCACGACUCCGCGAACUAGCCACCAAGGUGCUUGACGCUGCAAAAUAUUGACUUUACUCAUCCACUCGCUGAUCUUGCGAUUAUGCGUUGCUUGAGAAGCAGGUGUGUCCGUCCUUGUAAAUUGCUCGUGUAUUCUAAAAUGCAGAGCACGCAGGAAUUUUCUUCGUUUUAACAGGAAAAAGGCCGAAAGGAUAACAUUGGAGCCCUGUGGUUGCUCUGUUUGCUUUCAUUCAGGUGCUGGGCACGAUCACGAAAGUUGUCUUGACGUCGAAAUUACGUGCUUCUCGUCUUGCCAAUAUAAAAACGGU
Messenger RNA from Dermacentor andersoni, 1853 nucleotides. The record is from RefSeq and is a predicted model, not a curated record. Lineage: Eukaryota; Metazoa; Arthropoda; Arachnida; Ixodida; Ixodidae.